Messenger RNA from Eucalyptus grandis, 2382 nucleotides. RefSeq lists its product as uncharacterized. The coding region runs from base 223 to 2172 and encodes 649 amino acids. NCBI's taxonomy places the organism in Eukaryota, Viridiplantae, Streptophyta, Magnoliopsida, Myrtales, Myrtaceae. The record is from RefSeq and is a predicted model, not a curated record. The transcript has a single exon.
CUACUCCUUUCGCUUUCUCUCUCCUCCAUUUCUUCGACUGAUCUCUGCAACAUGAGAUAAUAGACCGACCGAUCGCGACUCGACUCCGAUCCCCUCCGCCUUCCUCCUCCCCAAUCCGUCGCCGCACCGAUCCGAUUCCGACUGAAUCCAAGAACCCGGGUCGGAUCCCCCGCCGGAACCACCACCUUCCGCCGCCGCCGCCGCAGAUCCGAAGCUGCAGUCAUGUCGUGCCUCGCCCUCUCCCUCCAGCCCGUCAACGGAUCCGACAUCCUCCUCCAGACCCGGGAGUGGUUCCCCCCCGCCCGCGCCCUCGUCGCCCUCUCCGCCUUCCGCCUCACCCGCUUCUCCUACUCCAAGCCCUCCGCCGCCUCCUCCGCCGCCGCCGCCGCCGCCGAUCCCGACCCCUCGUCCUCCUCCGAAUCCAUCGGCGACGACCCCCUCGCCGCCUCCGGUGGCCAGGUCAUCGUCGGCGUCGAGUCGCGGUACCGCGUCAUCUACCGCCUCGUCAACAGCAUCUACGUCCUCGGCAUCACCACCGCCGACCAGGACAACUCCGUCAACGUGUUCGAGUGCAUCCACAUCGUCAACCAGGCCGUCAGCGUCGUCGUCGCCGCCUGCCGCGGCGUCGACGUCACCCCGGAGAAGCUCGGCCGCAAGUACGCCGAGAUCUACAUGGCCCUCGACAUCGUCCUCCGCGGGGCGAGCAGCAUCCGCCUCGCCGCGAUGCUGUCAUCGAUGCACGGCGACGGGAUCGCCAAGCUGGUGCAUUCCGGGAUCGACACCGAGAGCAAGAUCCGCGGGGCGGAUAGCUGGGCCGGCGUCGAGGUGCAUUCCGCCGAGCGCCUGGCGGGCAUCGAGGUGUUCGCCAGCGCGCGGUUCGAGGUGCCGCCGGAGACGCUGGAGGCGGGGGAUGAAGUGGUGGCGACCAUUGCUCCGGUGACUCAAAUUGAGCAGAGCGAUAGCCAGGAUACGAAAGGUGAGGAAGAAGAGAGUGAAGGGCCUAAGGACCCAUUUGCAGCUAGCGAUGCUUUGAAUAAGCCUGAGGCGUUAGUGAGUGGGUUUAAGAAGAACAGGGAUCCGUCGGCCACGGAUUUGACGCUGGCCUUGGUAGGGCUGGAGGUGACGACCCUGCCGCCUGCCGAGGCCACGCAAUCCACGCAUAUUGGUGUGGAGGGUUUCGAAGGGGAUUAUGGUGGCAUAGAGUUUGGGAAUGAGCAGGCUUCUCUAGGGGAGACUUUCGAAGGGUUCGGUGAAGCUUGGGGCGGGGGUUUGGAUCCGUCCGAGUUUGUCGGUCCCAAAAAUGCUGCUAAACCUCAAGGUCUCGGUGGCCUUGAAUUUCUGGGAACGGGAGAAGGUGGUGCGGCCAAAGCAGCAGUGGAUAAAGCCGCAGAGGGUAAAGCGGGAGAGGGUACUCCGCUUGAGAAUCUUUUGGUGAAGAAAACUGAAAUGAAGGGUCCGGAGAUGUAUGUCUCGGAGGAGAUUAGUGCAGAAUUUAGGGAAUCACUGGUUGCUAGAGUAGGACUGAUGGGUGCUGUUUACUUGAGAACAUUACCGCCUAAAACUGCUGGUGAUAAAGAAACUGAGUUUUCCUUCCGGGUUGAUGGUACGAGUGCUGUUAAACGGUUUGUAAUGCAGAGUUCUCGUGUUAGCAGCCUCGGUAAUGGUUUAUUCCAUGUGAGAACGGCUCCUUCAGAUGAGCCUAUACCUAUUCUGAAGUAUAGCUUGCUCCCAAGGUUAACACCGCUACCAUUGAGGGUUCGCCUUACAAAACGACAUAGUGGGACUUUACUUUCUGUGAUGAUACAGUAUGCUUCCAAUCCUGAAUUGCCAGCACCAUUGCACGAUGUGACCUUUAUCCUGAAACUUCCAGUUGACCCAAGUCUACUGAAGGUUUCACCAAAAGCCAUGCUGAACAGAUCAGAAAAAGAAUUGAAGUGGUUUGUCCCAGAGAUCCCUCUGAAUGGUGCUCCAGGCAAAUUAAGGGUUAGAAUGCCUGUGGAUACAAGUGCAGAAGAGGGUGAUGAGGAGAUUGAGGUUGUGGGUUAUGUUAAAUUUUCUUCACAACACACUAGCUCUUUAUCUGGGGUUUGUUUACGGCCUGCUUCUGAAGGUAAUACAGACUUCUAUGAGGUUAACCACAAGUAUGAGAGUGGGGUUUAUACUUGUAAUUGAUUAUGACAAAAUUGAUUUUCUGGUUAGACUGUAUCUCAUUGUGAGGUUUGUACUAGGUGUGUGAAGCUGGGAUUAGUUUGUAGCAUUCUUUGAAUAUGAUCUUGUUGGCUCAAAUUCCAUUUUAAUGUGAGUAUUGCACCUUCGGUUGUUUUAUUUGUCAUGUCUUUUCCAGUUUAAACAAGCGUAUAAUAGUUUGGGAACCUCUAUGAA